Messenger RNA from Diaporthe citri, 2655 nucleotides. RefSeq lists its product as uncharacterized. Gene Ontology annotation, biological process: D-sorbitol catabolic process. Gene Ontology annotation, molecular function: L-iditol 2-dehydrogenase (NAD+) activity; zinc ion binding. The record is from RefSeq and is a predicted model, not a curated record. The transcript is spliced from 6 exons. Bases 1 to 2655 code for a protein of 884 amino acids. NCBI's taxonomy places the organism in Eukaryota, Fungi, Ascomycota, Sordariomycetes, Diaporthales, Diaporthaceae.
AUGAGCUUUCAAUUCGGUACAAUGACUCGUUUCAAGGUGACCAGGGAGACGAAGACAACUUGGGUGCAGGCAUUUCUGAGACGGUACCAGGCCAUUCCAUUGGCAGACAUCGAACUGUGCCUCCGGCUCCUGAUAGACUGGGGAUUGACUGAAGCAAACGCAUUUGUAUUCGACCUAGAUAGUCCAAGGGUCGACCCUAGCAUCAGUCAAGAGGAGACAUCGGCCGGGAACGAUAUUCAAAUCGCCAAUGAGCGGAUAGCUCGUGGUGGCACUGGCACCACCGCGGGGCAAUCCUCUUUAUUCGAAGACAAUGGACACUUCGACCAGGACAACUUGAACCCGGAGCCAGACCAGCAACUCGGAGAGGAAUCUGCAGAACUCGAUGUCUCUGGAAUUGAAGCCCUCAGGAACACUCCAGAGGAGCUAUUGCUUCUGAGGCAUUACUCGGAAUGCAUAGCCCCAUGGAUGGACUUGCUGUAUCGCUACGAGGUCUUCAGCCGGGAAGUCUUAACUCUGGCCCGAGACCACCCGAUCCUCCGUUAUGCAGCGUGCGCGGUUGCUGCCAAACAACUGGGUCAGAUGCGAAGCCCCUUAGCAACAAUCAUCACAGGCAAGACUCAACAGAAAAUCGCCGCGAAGCUUCAGCAUGGCCCGCUCGGACUGAUGUGGUACGGAGCGAAAUACUAUGAAAAAGCGACACAAACACUGGUCAAAUCGAUAACAUCAGAACACCCCACCCACAAUUACGGCUCCUCCCCAGCGUCGCUGUCCUCGGGUGAUCUGAUGGUACGAGCAGAUGGGGAGGAUCCAAUCGUGAGACUUCUCGGAACAUGCAUCCUCAUCCAAUAUGAGCAGAUCAGCGCAAACAGAGACGCGUGGUCGGGCCACCUUUUUGGCUUCUCCAAGCUUCUUGACCUCAUCGAUGAUAGAAGGCUGCUCCAUCCGUACCCGAUGUUUGAGGCGGUGUAUCCCUUCACCAAAGACGUCAUGCAGGUCAAAGCUGCAUUUUGGAAUUUUGUGGUGAAUGACCUCGAGGAGUCCUUCGUCUCACACAGAAGAACACGCAUUGAUACAGAGAACCUUGCCCUGUGGCGCAACAUGGGCCUUUUGGUUGAGGAUGACGGGAGCCUGACUACCGGCGCCAGCCCAAACAGCCUCACAAACACAGCUGAGCACGCCAGGGACAAGGCUUUAUCAUACACCCUCAUCCGUUACCUGUGUAAAUUGAUCAAUUACCUGGCACCCUCCUCACACCUCGAGACCAUGCUCGUUCAACCGAGACAAGCCUUCAGGUCCCUCGAAGAGCAGUUUCAGGCAUGGUUCCAGACCAUCUCCUCAUCCUUCCUCGCGGACGGUACCUUUUUCACGGACCACCAUGCCGGCGCAGACGUCUCUGGUCUCUUUGGUCGAGAACUGUGGUUCAGCAACGACUUGUGUGCCACAACGAUGAUGUAUUACCACAUGGCAUGCAUGCUGCUCCUCAUUCAUCGCCCGUCGGAACUGCUUCCGGGUGACUCGGCCAUCGGAGGUCGUCCUCCUUUUGAUAUCCUGCGAGCGUUUCGUGAGGUCGAGAAUAGGCUGCAGUGCCACGCAUCUGAGGUGGUCUCGAUCAACCCAUCUUUCGUUCUCAAAGAUGUCAAACAGGUUGCCAUCGAAGACAGGCCAAUACCGCAACUCAAAGAUGACCAUGAUGUGCUCCUGGCAACGAGGCCGAAUCGGCGAGUACAUCGUCAAUGGCCCAAUGGUCGUAGGCCAGGCCACGAAUCCUCAGGCGUCGUCGUCGAGGUCGGCAAGCAUGUCAAGCACCUCAAGGCGGGCGACAGGGUCGCCAUGGAACCAGGUGUGCCCUGCCGCCGGUGCAGCUACUGCCGUAAUGGCAAUUACUUCAUCUGCCCCGACAUGAAAUUCGCUGCAAUGCCGCCCAACAUCUAUGGAACGCUCGCCAAGUACUACAUCAACGCCUCAGACUUCUGUUACAAGGUUCCGGACAGCGUGUCCAUGGAGGAGGCGGCCCUGGUGGAACCCCCUUCUGUUGCCUGUGCUGUGUGUGAGACUGCCGAGCUGAGACCACAUCAGACGGUGCUUGUGUUUGGCUGUGGUCCGAUCGGGGUGCUGUGCCAGGCCGUGGCGAAGCUCUGGGGCGCUUCCAAGGUUAUUGGGGUCGAUGUUGUCGAGAAAAGGCUGGAGGUCGCGAGGAGCUUUGGAACUGACGCAACGUAUGUCCCCCCGCGCGCCGGAGCCGACAUUGACCCGACAGCCCACGCAGAGGCUGUCGCGGCGAAGAUGAACGAGGAGUUGGGCCUGGCAGACGGCCCUGAUGUCGUUCUGGAGUGUUCCGGCGCCGAAGCAUGUAUCCAGCUCGGCAUGUUCGCGGCGAAGAAGGGCGGGCCGCUCGUGCAAGCAGGUAUGGGCAAGGAAGUGGUCGCGUUCCCGAUCACAGCUGUCUGCACCAAGGCGCUGUCUGUCAAGGGCGCCAUCAGGUACAGACCCAGGAGCUACUCGGCUGCUAUCGAGCUUCUCGCUGGCGGCAAGGUUGACGUCAAGAAAUUGAUUACCCACCGGUACAAGUUUGAUCAAGCGGAGGAGGCGUUUGACUUGGUACAUGCUGGGCGGCCGGAUGUCUUUAAAGUCAUGAUCGAGGGCGUGCUCGAGUAG